Aspergillus luchuensis is the source of this 885-nucleotide messenger RNA. RefSeq lists its product as uncharacterized. The transcript has a single exon. Bases 1 to 885 code for a protein of 294 amino acids. NCBI's taxonomy places the organism in Eukaryota, Fungi, Ascomycota, Eurotiomycetes, Eurotiales, Aspergillaceae. The record is from RefSeq and is a predicted model, not a curated record.
AUGUGGUCCUGGCAACCCCCACUUGGUAUUCUCAUUUCCAUCGGCACGGGUACGCGAGGAUCCCGCGCGAACAGUCCCGGUCCCGAACGGUCGUGCGCACCUGCCCCCCGUAGCCAUUUCGUCUGGCCGGUGCUGCGUAGCUUCCUCGAGACCAUGGACGGCAAGACAUUGUGGGAUCGCUUCCGCAACCAGGCGGCCGCGGCUGACCAGGACGCCUUGUCUCGACUGGACAUCUGCCUUGCGGGACCGGAGCCCCGCCUUGAUGCAGCCCAUGCCAUGGACGAUCUCAUCCGGCAAACCGUCGAACAGGGGGUGGGGAGACAGGGGCGCCAGUGCCUGCUGAGGCUCCUCGCGCAGAGUCUAUUCUUCGAACUGGUCUCCGUUCCGGAGCGCGAGACGGGCACUCCGUCGUACUGGUGCGUCGGAACCAUUCGGUGCCGGGUCUCCGGCGAGGUCUUUCUGAGCGCUAUCCAACGAGUCGAUGCAUGCCAGAUGGACUACGUCGUUGGCGGCAAGCCUCUGGGCAUCAGCGUCACGGAUGGGGCCACCUGCGCAAGGUGCGGGCGGUAUUGCGUCCCUGUCCGGUUCCGCGUCCGCCGUCUGAGCGACACCGUUUCCCUAUCACUCCGGCUGGACGACGGGCGACAGGUCCCCGUGGGCGGGUUCCCUAACCCGAUGGAUUGGUUUCUGCAUCGGCAGGGAUUGUCGCUUGCAGACGGCGUGACUGAACCUGGAGCCGCGUCCCGGGACGAGUGCGUGGCGUGUGAGCGCCGACUUGCGCUGCGGCGGGGUCUGCGGGUAACCCGACUGAAGGCCAGGCGGAUGGUCCAGAUUGCACACGCAAUAGCUUGUGCAGCAGAAGAGGCCCAGGUUACUUACGAAUAA